GAUCGGCACAGACGCACCGGAUGGACGGAGGCGAGCAGCGGACUGGACGUUCACGGAGCUCCAGAAAGUUACCGGUGUGGAUCAUAGAGCACGUCUGGGCUCACAAACUGAUGGAUAUACAAGAAGGUCUGUCAGGGGUCUACCUGCCCCCUCCCAUCAAACAUUUUCCAGACCCAGCCUUGUUCAAACUAUUUAAAAAUAAAGAUCAUUGUGGCACAGGCCAGCAGAGGUUGGGUUGUUCUCCUGGUAGAAGCAGUGGAAUUCGGUGAGUGACGCGUUGGCUUCGUGUUGUGUUGUCGCAGUUGUCGACCCCUCCAGCUGGCCGGAUGUGGACUCCCAGCCUCUGAGUCUGGAAGACUCCUGGAGGCUGCGUGUUGCCUCUGCUCAGGCGUUUUCCAUCGUGAAGAGCAGGGACAUGGGGAACUUUGAGAGAGUGCUGGACUUUCUAGAAUCCACUUACAGGCUUCUUCCCAGACUGGUGGCUGCCAUCAAACACAUGAAGAUCCUGUUUGGCCUUAAGACCAUGGUCAUUAUGUGGAUGCUGAAGGAGGGCAAAGGAAUGGUUCACACUGUGUGUAAAAUCGGAGAGUUCUUCCCAAACAAACUACCUCAGUACCAAUACCAUUGUAGCCAACGUGAAAUGUUCCUCAUGAGGAAGAACCAUGUGGACUUUAAGAGUUUUGCACAAACUCUCGCUGUAGACAAAAGCAAACUGGAAGAUUACAUGAAGAAUCAGAUGGAGGAGCAGUACGGGCAGCGAUACGCCCGCAAGGUGGAGGACAGGCUGCUGGACUACCUGCAGCAGCUGGAGACCGUGCUGCCUGCAGAUACCUACAUCGACAAGAUCAUGAAGAAACAAAGUCCUGCGACGCAGGAGGAGAAGUUGCUUCUGGAGGUCAUCACCUCGGACUCCACCACCAUCGUGGCAACGCUCAGGAAACUGCUGCACUGUGAUGUCGCUUCCUGCCGUCCAGCCGGGAUUUCUCAGCCUCCUGAAAGAGGAAAGCAAGGAGUGGAAAUCUCUCACCUCUCUAGCCCGUCUCUGGAUGGGAGCUCCUCUAACGGAAGCCCUCUGUUGCUGGGGAACCACGAUGCUGGAGACCCUCAGCAACCAGAGGAGGGUUGUGAGGCCAUAAAGAUGGAGGAAGACAAGGACAGCAGUGAAUGUGCCCCCUCUCCACAGUUCUGCUCCAGACACCAGCGAUGGGUGAAGAGCAUCCUGCGAGGGUGUCCAGAUGAUUGCUCUGAAGAGCUGCUGCAUCACGCUAACGUUUCUUCAUCUCCCCUGAUGUUCCAGUCAUCCUCAUCUACCUCUUCAUCCCAGGACCUCACCCCGUCCAACCUCAUCCCCUGUCACCCUGAUAAGCCUCCUUCACAGACCUCCACCCACCUUCAGACAGCAGUCCAAGCAUCCCAACCAGCAAACCCUGGAGACGAGCAGAGCUCAGGGCCUCAUGGAGCAGCAAGACUUGCCUCUGGAACAGAACAUCUGCCUCAGUCCUUGCUGUCCAGACUCCCCGUCCAGCCAUCCCUGCUGUUGCCGGUGGUUCGACUGGUUGACAUCGCCUCCUUCUGGAGGAGCUGCUCGGCCUCUAAGCACCACCAGAGCUCCACCAUGCUUCGCAGCAAACCAGCACCCUCCAGUUCCAGUCCACAGGCUUCCACUGGACCACGCUGCCGCACCUCAAACAUAGACUCUACGUUUGUUCCAGCAGAAACUCGACCGACUAUGCAAACAGCUCCUGAAUCUUCAUCUAGCAGCUGGCAAGCAGCAGCUCCACGUACUGUUUCCAAACUGUCACGAAGGUUCAGACGGGCCUGCACGACCCCCAGACAUUCGCAGGUUCUAACAGAGAAACCUUCAGCUGAGCAGCUUCUGAACGGCCCAGGUUCCUUCCCAGCGACUUGCCUCUAUGUCCCCCAGCCUCCUGCACAUGAUUCCUCUACCUCCUCUUCCCACGCAGAGAACUGGUCCUCAGCAUGUGAUGCUCCACCAGCUGAGUCUGCCAGACCUCCUUCUCAAACAUACACCAACCUUUUUCCAUGUAGUACCCGCCCACACUCCACCAUAAUCUCCGCCAUGUCUGCUGGCCGGCCGGCCUCGUCUGAGGUCCACAGAGUCCAGAGAGACGAGCGAAGUCGGGCUGCCCCUCUGCAGGCCCUGCAGGCCGGACUGCUUCAGCCCUAUGUGAGUCUUACCAGGCUGAGCACCGCGGAGCGUGUACGAGCGAGCACGUGGACGGCCUCAGCCAGGCGAGGGGAGGCGGAGCAAAGCUGCAGCCAAGAGGAAGAAAGGAAGGAGAUGGAAGGAAACACAGAUUCCUCCUUUGACGUGAACUCUCUUUAUUCCAGCGGCUCCUCCAGCAGUGAUGGCGAGGACUUCCCUCGUCGGGAUCCCGACUACAAACCUCACAUGAAAAGGAAAAGACUCAUCUUAGAGUACGAAAGCGCCCGAGUGCUGAAGUAGAUCGAAUCAAAGGAAACGGAGCGCAGCUUUUAAAAACACUGAUGAAUAAAACAAGCCAGAAAAAUGAUUUUAUCCUGAUGAUUCUGAUCCAGAAACAUGAGAAUUCUAUUGUUAGAAAUCAGUGGAAAUCUCUACCUUAUAGAUCUGUUAGAUAGAUCUGCCACGUAGAUCUGUUAGAU
Molecule: messenger RNA, 2646 nt
Organism: Melanotaenia boesemani (Boeseman's rainbowfish)
Lineage: Eukaryota; Metazoa; Chordata; Actinopteri; Atheriniformes; Melanotaeniidae
Exons: 7
Coding region: 416-2467 (683 amino acids)
Biological process (GO): telomere capping; regulation of telomere maintenance via telomere lengthening
Cellular component (GO): shelterin complex
Molecular function (GO): telomeric repeat DNA binding
Source: RefSeq, a predicted model, not a curated record